AUGGGCGGCGGCUACCACGGCAUCUGGAAGCGCCACGCCCUCUACGGCUUGGGGCUGACUGACUCUCUGGCACAGGCUCAGGCCCAGGCACAGGCUGCCGCACUGGGUGGAGGCGGGGCAGCCCUCAGCCAGGCACAGGCGCAGGCGCAGGCUGCCGGGCUGGGCAGCGGUUACCACGGCAUCUGGAAGCGCCAAGCCCUCUACGGCUUGGGGCUGACUGACUCUCUGGCACAGGCACAGGCCCAGGCACAGGCUGCCUCACUGGGCGGUGGCGGGGCAGCCCUCAGCCAGGCACAGGCGCAGGCGCAGGCUGCCGGCCUGGGCAGUGGUUACCACGGCAUCUGGAAGCGCCAUGCCCUCUACGGCUCGGAGCUGACCGACUCCCUCGCCCAAGCACAGUCGCAGGCACAGGCCAUCGGACUGGGCAGUGACGGGGACGGUGCUGCCCUGAGCCAGUCACAGUCGCAAGCACAGGCCAUCGGGCUGGGCAGUGGUGACGACGGCGAGGGUGGCGCUGCCCUUAGCCAGGCCCAGGCGCAGGCCCAGGCUGCUGCUGUCGGGCUUGAAUUCUAG
Molecule: messenger RNA, 573 nt
Organism: Schistocerca cancellata (South American locust)
Lineage: Eukaryota; Metazoa; Arthropoda; Insecta; Orthoptera; Acrididae
Product: alanine and glycine-rich protein-like
Exons: 1
Coding region: 1-573 (190 amino acids)
Source: RefSeq, a predicted model, not a curated record